Messenger RNA from Fusarium graminearum PH-1, 672 nucleotides. RefSeq lists its product as uncharacterized. Lineage: Eukaryota; Fungi; Ascomycota; Sordariomycetes; Hypocreales; Nectriaceae. The record is from RefSeq and is a predicted model, not a curated record. The coding region runs from base 1 to 672 and encodes 223 amino acids. The transcript is spliced from 2 exons.
AUGGUUGACAAUAGUUUUUGUCUCUCCAGCAACCAAUGCAGAAACCUCAGGUUCAAUCGAUUCGACAGCACAGUCCAGUACAGCAACGGCAGGCGAAACCUCUGCGACGGCGUCGUCUGGGACGCUUACCGAAACCAUCUCAACCACGAAUUCACUACUACAGCCCCCCUUACAACUCCAACCUUUACCCUAGUUGGCGGCGGCGGCUCUGUGAACGGUGACCCCAUCAAAGGCAUUGAUCAACAAGGGACCAUCAUGCUAUUCAACCCGGAAAGAGGAACCCAACGCAUCCGAACGUUUAUCCUUGAUCCUCAAACUGGCCGAUUGCGAGACAGGGAUACUGGAGUUUCUGUUUGUGCAUACUACGGCUUUGCCGAAUCUCCCUCUGACCCGGUUCACUUUGGAUUUUGUCAGAAUGGAAACACUGGUCCUGGCAUGUACUACGACUAUCUGACCUGCGAGAUAGUCAAUGGUAAGCUUGCCUGUACGGCUCCAAAGGCUUCCUGCUCAGGCGAUGGCUUUGAGGAUAUAAGCUGUGUCUCUGAUCCCACCAGCGGCUUGAACAACCAAUUUUACUACAAGUACGAUGCUGGAAAUGGUGAUUAUCUGUACAUUUCUAGUGGUAGUCCGAGCAGCUAUACGCCUGUGGAUAUUAUUGUCCAGGAAGCUUGA